AUGAAUAACAAUUUAGAAAAUAACAAUUCUUUCAAAGAAAAUGAUAAUUCUUCCGAGGAAAAAAAUAAAAUAAAUACAGUUUCAAAUUCAGCUUUAAAUAAUUCAGAAUAUCCGAUUGAUAAUUUAUCAUCAUCUGAGUUAUUAUUAUUAGGGACAACAACUAAUAAUGAGGACGAUGAUGAUAAUAGUGAUAAU
Molecule: messenger RNA, 195 nt
Organism: Entrophospora sp. SA101
Lineage: Eukaryota; Fungi; Glomeromycota; Glomeromycetes; Entrophosporales; Entrophosporaceae
Source: the annotation of a GenBank genome assembly